Molecule: messenger RNA, 1065 nt
Organism: Siniperca chuatsi (mandarin fish)
Lineage: Eukaryota; Metazoa; Chordata; Actinopteri; Centrarchiformes; Sinipercidae
Product: olfactory receptor 13C2-like
Exons: 1
Coding region: 155-964 (269 amino acids)
Biological process (GO): G protein-coupled receptor signaling pathway
Cellular component (GO): membrane
Molecular function (GO): G protein-coupled receptor activity; olfactory receptor activity
Source: RefSeq, a predicted model, not a curated record
CACACACUGAGAGCAGGCAAUUAUAAAUCAAACAAUCCAAAACAGGUUGUAUGUAAUGGUCAAGGUGUGACUUUUUCUUUUCCAUUUUAUUGAUGAACGCCUGUUACAUAAUUAGUCUGUUUCAUACACUAACAUUUAUUUUUUAAUAAUCUGAAUGGAUGAUGAAUUAAAUGCAACAUUUAUAACCCUUGGUGGGCAUGUGGAGGUGCACAGAUACAGAUUUCUUUAUUUUGUGAUUAUGUUCAUAGUAUAUAUUCUAAUACUCUGCAGCAAUUUAACCAUCAUAUGCCUUAUUUGGAUUCACCGAAACCUCCAUGAGCCUAUGUACAUUUUCAUUGCAGCUUUGUUACUGAACUCUGUUCUUUACAGCACUACUAUCUACCCAAAGCUUCUGAUUGACUUUUUAUCAGACAAACAGAUCAUAUCUUAUUCAGCCUGUCUCUUUCAAUCUUUUCUGUAUUACUCUAUAAAUGGUUCAGAAGUCUUACUGUUGGCAGCCAUGGCCUAUGACAGGUAUGUAUCUAUAUGUAAACCUCUGCAAUAUGCAACUAUCAUGAGAAAAACCACUGUCAAUAUUCUCCUAAUUUUUGCCUGGCUUCUGCCUGCUUGUCAGAUUGCAGUACCAGUAGCCUCUAGUGCUAAUACCAAACUCUGUAACUUUAUUUUGAAAGGAAUCUUUUGCAACAAUUCAAUUUACAAACUUCACUGUGUGAGUUCAAGAGCACUAUCUGUGUAUGGUGUGAUUGUUUUGUUAAAUGUCACACUUUUCCCUGCACUUUUCAUACUUUUUACAUACACACGGAUAUUUAUAAUAACCUACCAAAGUUGUAGAGAAGUCAGGAUAAAAGCUGCACAGACCUGUUUUCCUCACCUGUUGAUUUUGGUAAUAUUUUCCUGUUUGUUUACAUAUGAUGUCAUUAUAGUUAAACUGGAAUCUGAUUUUCCAAAACUGCACGUUUUGUAAUGACUUUACAAGUGGUUUUGUAUCAUCCUCUCUUGAAUCCAGUCAUAUAUGGACUAAAAAUGAAAGAGAUUUCUAAACAAAUCAAGAGGUUGUUUUGUCAA